CCUCCGUCCCGCGGCCGCUCCCCGAGUCCACGGCGCGGCGAUGAGCCGGACCCGGGCCGAGGUGGACGCCACGCUGCAGACCGCCAAGCUGGACGCGGCCGAGCUGCUGCCCGCCGUGCACUGCGUGGGCUUCGGCGCCCAGGCCCGCCUCGCCGCGCCCGGGGACUUCUGCCUGCUCGAGCUCGAGCCCGCGCUGUGCCAGCAGCUGGAGGCCGGACUCAGUCUGGUGAUUCGUGGGGAUAAGGAUGAGCAGGCCGUCCUGUGCAGUAAGGACAAAACAUAUGACUUGAAAGUAGCAGAUACGUCCAACAUGUUGCUUUUUAUCCCUGGCUGUAAGACACCUGACCAGCUGAAGAAGGAAGGCGCCCAUGAUAAUAUUAUUCACACCGAGAUCUUUGGUUAUUCCAAUAACUAUUGGGAGUUGAGAAGAUGUCGACCUAAAUUAAAGAAACUAAAGAAACUUUUGAUGGCAAAUGCCUAUGAGGGGCCUGAUGGUCAAAAAGAAAAGGAGUCAAAUCACUCAAAGUAUACAACUAAAGAUUUACUUGAUCAAAUUCAGGCAAGUGAGGAAGAAAUCUUUACCCGACUACAAGUUCUAAAUGCCUGUGAGAUUGGAGGUUACUGGAGGAUCCUCGAAUUCGAUUAUGAAAUGAAGCUUCUGAAUCAUGUAACUCAGCUUGUGGAUUCCGAGUCUUGGUCUUUUAGCAAAGUUCCUUUGAAUGUGUGUCUCCAGGAACUUGGGCCAUUGGAGCCAGAGGAAAUGAUUGAACACUGUCUUAAAUGUUAUGGAAAGAAAUAUAUAGAAGAAGAUAAAGUUUAUUUUGAAUUGAGUGCUGACAAAAUAUGUAGAGCAACAGCCCAAAUGCUACUGCAGAAUGCUGUCAAAUUCAACCUCACUGAGUUUCAAGAAGUAUGGCAACAGAGUGUUCCUGAAGGAAUGGUAACCAGUCUUGAUCAGCUUAAGGGGUUAGCUUUGGUGGAUAGACACUCCAGACCAGAAAUCAUAUUUUUGCUUAAAGUAGAGGAUUUACCUGAGGAUAAUCAGGAACGUUUCAAUAGCCUCUUCUCUGUAAGGGAGAAGUGGACAGAGGAAGAUAUUGCUCCAUAUAUUCAAGAUUUGUGUGGAGAGAAGCAAACCAUAGGCACAUUGCUCACUAAAUAUUCUCGAUCUUCGAUGCAAAAUGGCAUUAAAGUUUAUAAUUCAAGAAGACUUAUAUCUUAAAAGAACAAGUCUUUAUAGAAUUGCUGGCUAUAAGAUUCUUUGGUUUGUUUUACAGACUUUCAAGAGUUUUAAAGCAUUUUCUACUCAUAAACAUU
Molecule: messenger RNA, 1317 nt
Organism: Suncus etruscus (white-toothed pygmy shrew)
Lineage: Eukaryota; Metazoa; Chordata; Mammalia; Eulipotyphla; Soricidae
Gene: DSCC1
Product: DNA replication and sister chromatid cohesion 1
Exons: 9
Coding region: 41-1222 (393 amino acids)
Biological process (GO): mitotic sister chromatid cohesion; maintenance of mitotic sister chromatid cohesion
Cellular component (GO): nucleus; chromosome, centromeric region; chromatin
Source: RefSeq, a predicted model, not a curated record